Messenger RNA from Camellia sinensis, 2119 nucleotides. RefSeq names its product Exostosin family protein. The record is from RefSeq and is a predicted model, not a curated record. Gene Ontology annotation, molecular function: glycosyltransferase activity. Lineage: Eukaryota; Viridiplantae; Streptophyta; Magnoliopsida; Ericales; Theaceae.
CUCUCACUUUCCAUAAAUCUCUUUGCACACACUAGUACAGUACAGAACAAAGCCACUGACCACUCUCUCACUUUCCAUAAAUCUCUUUGCACACACUGGUACAGUACAGAACAAAGCCACUGACCAAAAAUAUUCCCCAUUUCCAUUCCAAUACAGUGGUAGACACUUCAUUAAAAAAUGCAAUAAUUUAAUCCCAAAAAAAAUCAACAAAGAAAAACAAGUCCCCUUUCUCUCCUCUCUCCUCUCUCUCUCUCUCUCUCUCUCUCUCUACUCAGAUCCCUACAAUGGCCACCACUAAACCCAUGAUCAUCACUCUCUCCUUCAUCAUCUUCUUCUUCAUUCUCCUCAAUUCUCAACGGUCCGAUCUCAACCCAGACUGCUCCAACCGUUGGAUCCACAUCCGAAACCUCCCCACCCAAUUCAACCUCGACCUCCUCUCCAGCUGCUCCCAUUUCCCUCUCUUCACCGACUUCUGCCCCUACCUAACCAACCACGGCCUCGGACCCAAGACCCACAACCAUAGCCACAGCUGGUUCCGCACCGACCCAUUCAUGCUCGAACUCAUCUUCCACCGCCGCAUGCUCGACUACCCCUGUCUCACCUCCGACCCCUCCGCCGCCUCGGCCGUCUUCCUCCCCUACUACGCCGCCCUCGACUCCCUCCGCUUCCUCUACGGCCCCGACCUCAAUUCCAGCUCCCACCACGGCCUCACUCUCUUCCAAUUCCUCCAAACCCACCACUCCAAAAUCUGGGACUCCCGUCACGGCCACGACCAUUUCUUGGUCAUGGCGAGACCUGCGUGGGAUUUCAGCCAGCCCAUCUCGAUCCAUCAACCACCCAUUUGGGGCACUUCGUUCCUCGAAUUGCCUGAGUUUUAUAAUAUUACUGUUUUGACAUUGGAAUCCAGAACCUGGCCUUGGCAAGAACAAGCUGUGCCUUACCCGACCUCCUUUCAUCCACCUAAUACCGCGUUUUUCGACUCGUGGGUCAGUCGGGUCCGCCGUUCUCGGCGUACCACCUUGAUGUUGUUCGCCGGUGGCGGCGGUAUCUCGGCGUCUCCAAAUGUACGGCGGAGCAUUCGGCUCGAAUGCGAUAAUAAUAGUACUAAUUUGAGGAUCAGGAAUGGUAGUAGUGGGUACUCUAAAUUGUGUGAAUUUGUGGAUUGUUCGUAUGGGAUUUGCGAACACGAUCCGAUUAGAUUUAUGAGGCCGAUGUUGAAGUCGAGCUUUUGUCUUCAGCCACCGGGGGAUACUCCAACGCGGAGGUCGACAUUUGAUAGCAUUGUGGCGGGGUGCAUACCCGUGUUUUUUGAGGAUCAAUCGGCCAAGUCGCAGUAUGGGUGGCAUUUGCCGGAAGAGCAGUAUGGGGAGUUUUCGGUGUUUAUACCGAAAGAGGAUGUGGUGUUCAAAGGGCUGAGGGUUUUGGAUGUGUUGAUGAGUAUACCGAGAGGUGAAGUUAGGAGGAUGAGAGACAAGGUUUUGGAGAUGAUGCCUAGAGUUAUGUAUAGGAAGCAUGGAAGUUCAUUGGCCUUGAAGAACAAGAAAGAUGCAUUUGAUAUUGCAGUUGAAGGUACUUUGCAGAGGAUCAAAUCUAGACUGAAAGAAGUUGGUAUGAAAUAAGACCCGAUAAGGCGUGACUUCAGACUUCGCUUUUGCUAAUUUAACCAACCAUAAUCAGUUAAAAUUAAAAAAUAACGUGAUGAUCUAAGACACCAAAAAUGGAUUCCUACAAUUCCCCUUGUAAUUUUUAUAUUUUGUUGUGUUGCUUUUGCUCCUUUCACCUUAUUUAUUUCACCACAAAUGUUGUACAUAGAAGAGAAAAUUAGAUGUUUUGUAUUCAUUGAUAAUAAUAAAUCAUGUAAUUUUGGGCUGCAAUAUUUACUUGGCCUGUUAUUUCUGUUCCACUUCUUGUACUUUUGAGUGUUUGGCAAUGAAGGCACAUCUUCUUCACCGGCAAAAACAUUAACCCCCACGCUGUGACUCCAUGGACUGCACAAUGUGCUCAAUAAGAAAUAUCAAAAACAAAUUAUAUUCAUGUCUUGGAAAAAAUAAUUAACAUUUAUUCAUGGUGCAAAAUUUUAAAGGUAACAAAAUCUGAAAAAAAAAAAAAAAAAAAAAAA